Anoplopoma fimbria (sablefish) is the source of this 7330-nucleotide messenger RNA. RefSeq names its product eukaryotic translation initiation factor 4 gamma, 1a (gene eif4g1a). The record is from RefSeq and is a predicted model, not a curated record. The transcript has 31 exons. The coding region runs from base 905 to 6055 and encodes 1716 amino acids. Gene Ontology annotation, molecular function: protein binding; translation initiation factor activity; mRNA binding. Gene Ontology annotation, cellular component: eukaryotic translation initiation factor 4F complex. NCBI's taxonomy places the organism in Eukaryota, Metazoa, Chordata, Actinopteri, Perciformes, Anoplopomatidae.
AUGAUUAAGGACAGACAUUAGCACUCAUCAAAUGGUAACUUGUACAUUUCAGUAGACUAUGAGGUUGGUAAGAUUAAAACUACUCUGAGGACCUGAGGAAGAAGACAAAAACAAUCUGAUUUGCUCAGUGAUUUUCUUACUCAGCAGAUGGAGUUUUCCCAGUUGUCAUAGAAAUGUUCAAUUUUCUUAAAAUAAAUCUGACCGUUCAGGUCUUAAUUCUUAAUAUUGGACUACCUAUGUAAGGUCUAGUGAAACUACAGGCUUUCUUCAGGAAAUUCAUGAUAUGAGUAAAUUUGUUUCAGCUAACAUUGUACUUUUAAUAUCAGGUUGAGCGGCAGGGGUUGGUGAAUUGAUGUCAGCUCCUGUAUCACGUGACCAAGGAAACGGCAUCAAAAUGUAAUUCUCCCGGAAGUUACCCAUGCGACUUCGAUGCGCACCGGCUCCAUAGAACAGAAACAUCGCAUUAUGGCCUCGCUCUGAGCCUCCUGAUGCGACAGUUGUGUACAUACCUAACCGGCAAUCCGUCACCAUCGACGCCUUGAUCAUGGACCUCCGGUCCAGAGGCUUUUUUCGGGGCCAUCGGAGUUGUCAUUAGUACUCCCGAAGUACUAUAUUAUUUGAUUUUGAGCACUGUCACUUUUGCACGCCCGGGGAUUUAAACCGAAGUGACAGUAGUAGCACUCACCCCAUCUGCCGGUCAGCUAGCUAGCUCGCUAAGUCAAUAGCCAAGAAGGGCAUCACUUUUCUUUUGGAGUAAAGGACAAGGAAACUACGGCACCACUACUUUCAGUAACAGAAGACUGUGCAGAGGCUGAUUCCCCGAGUCCCCAACAUACUCAGUAUUGAUUCCUGAAAGGCUGGCAACACAAGGCCACCCUAAUGCAGAACCAUAAAAGAACGUGAAAUGAACAAACCACCACAGCCUAUAACGGGACCUACGUCUGUCCCAAACCCUUCCCCUUCCCCUGGAUUGACACAGGCCGCCUAUGGUCCUGGACAGCCCCCAUCUCUUGUUUUUGCCACCCCUCCACCUCCACAAAUGAACUCUGCACCACAGCCAAGACAGUUUGCUGCAGGCCCCCGUACUUUACACCAACAGAGCUACUAUCAGAACCGACCAGCCAUGGCCACCAGUGCUCCGAGGGUACAGACGAGUAGUGGCCCACGAGCUGUCGGACCUACUCACGUCUACCCGCCCAACUCCCAGAUGAUGAUGAUAUCCCAGCAGCAGCUGUCUUUUGCUGGUUCCCCUCAGGGCUACUUCAUCCCCCCUGGACAGUACCGGACCCCAUAUAUGCCUCCUACUCAGCAGUAUCCUGUGACUAGCGGUACAGCAGGCUUCUAUCCGGGAACAAGCCCUGCUGAAUACCCUGCGUAUGCAGGAGCAUACUAUCCAGCUCAGCCGCAGUACUCUCCGUCUGUCCAGCCGGCACCAGUCAUGAUCAACCCCGCCCAGCAACAGCCGCAAGCUCCGCCUCCUCAGCAACCACCGGCACAAGCACAAGGGCCACCAAAGAGGGAACGCAAACCGGUAAUAAGGAUACGAGACCCCAACCAGGGCGGGCGUGAUAUCACAGAGGAGAUCAUGUCAGGUGGAAGGUCCACCACCACACCGACUCCCCCACAGGCGUCCGCAGCAGAUGGAAGUCCUACACAGACCAAUGGUGAAGUUACACAGCCGGCCACUACAGUGACUAGAAGAGAUGAAAACACUGAGCCCCCUGCUGGCGCUGAAACCCCACCACCUCCUGCCACAGCAAAUACAGAGCCUGUGGAGGAGGCCAAACAGGAAACGGACGACGAGAUGACGCCGCCUGCGGAGUUAGCCGCACAAUCUGUAGCCCCUACAGUUUCUGCUGAGGUGCCACCCCCAUUGAUAAAGGACCUGCAGCCUCCCUCUCCCCUCCCUGCAGCAGCGGUAUCUACUACCACUACUACUCCUGCUGAGGCAGAAAAUACAGCUGAUACUAAAGUUAGUGACACAGUAGACGCUCCUGUCGGACCUUCAGCAUCAUUGGCAGCACCAGAGGCGCCUGUCAAAAAGGAGGAACCACAGGCUGCCCCAGCUCCAGUUGAGAAGGCACCUGAAAAGGUAGAAACAAAAACAGAGAAAGUGGAGAAAUUGGAAAAAGAGGAGCAGGUGGUCAUCGCUAAGUUGGAGCCUGAUGUUGAGGUUGCUACAACAGUUCCUCCUGCUAACGAGACAAAAGCAGAAACGGCUACGAAGACAGAAACUGAAGUCUCUCUGCCUCCACCCUCUGAACCUGCUGCUCCACAGACCCAGAACGCCGCCCCGAGCUCUGAACCUGAACCUGAACCUGAACCCACACCGGCUGAAGCAGCAGAGCCUCUUCUCUCCAACGGCCUUCCUCAGGAUGCCGAGGAACUGUCUGAGGAACUGUCUCAGGAUGGGGCAUUUUCAGACACUAAGCCCCUUGACAAGCCUGAUUCAAUUCAAACUCAGGAAUCCACGCCUGUGACCAAAACGUCAAUGCCUGCCCAAGAGGAGGUGGAGGAGGAGAAAGAGGAGGAGAAAGGGAAGGAAGAAGAUGAGGAGGUGGUGGAGGAGGAGGAGGAGGAGGAGGAGGAGGAGGAGGAGGAGAAAAAGGAGGAUGCCCCUCCUGCCUCCAUUAGCUGCCCUACAGAGGAAUCUACUAUGCAAGCUGCAACGUCUGUGCCAAAGAAGAGGAAGAACAUGAAGGAGUACAACAAGAAGGAGGCCAUCGGAGACCUCCUGGAUGCCUUCACAGAGGAGCAAGAAGCCAAGCCUGCCCCUGAACCUUCGUCCACUCAGGCCGACCCUGUCCCUGUUGCUCCACCUGAACCUCCCGCUGAGGUUCCAGAUGAGACCUGGGAGGAGAAAGAGGACAAGCAGAACACAAAACCUAAAGCCACACCUGAGCCAACUGACCAGAAAUACCAGUACAAAGAAGAGCAAUGGAAGCCGAUAGAUCCAGAGGACAAGAAGCGGUACGACAGGGAGUUCCUCCUGGGCUUCCAGUUCAGCACUGCCAGUAUGCACAAACCCGAUAAUCUGCCGAUCAUCAGUGAUGUGGUCCUGGACAAGGCGAACAAGACUCCUAUGCGACCACCUGACCCAGCUCGAAUGAUGAAUGUUGGUCCUGAUUUCACUCCCUCUUAUUUGGGGAACCUUGGGAGCAGAUCGGUGGGAGGACCACGAGGACCGCCACCUGGCCCACGUCGCUCCCAGCAGGGUCAGAGGAAAGAGCCCAGGAAAAUCAUCAGCACCAUGUCGCUCGGCGGCGACGACGUGCAGCUCAACAAGGCUGAGAAGGCCUGGAAGCCCACGGCGAAGAAGUCCACUAAAGUCCGCAGUGCGGAGGAACCCGAAGACGACGAUCCUGAACAGGCCAAGACUAAAGAGCUGUUCAAGCGUCUGCGUAGUAUCCUCAACAAGCUGACCCCUCAGAAGUUCCAGGAGCUGAUGAAACAAGUGACAGACCUGCAGAUCGACACAGAGGAAAGGCUGAAGGGAGCCAUUGACCUUAUCUUUGAGAAGGCCAUCUCAGAGCCCAACUUCUCUGUGGCCUACGCCAACAUGUGCCGCUGCCUUAUGGGGUUGAAAGUCCCCACCUCAGACAAGCCAGGAGUUUUUGUGAACUUCCGCAAACUGCUGCUCAACCGCUGCCAGAAAGAGUUUGAGAAGGACCAGGAUGAUGAUGAAAUCUUCGAGAGAAAGCAAAAAGAAUUGGAGGCUGCCAAAGAAGGAGAGGAGCGUGAGCGCUUGAGGGUGGAGCUGCAGGACUCCAAAGACCAGGCCCGCCGCCGCUCACUGGGUAAUAUAAAGUUCAUCGGUGAGCUCUUCAAGCUGAAGAUGCUGACGGAGGCCAUCAUGCACGACUGUGUAGUGAAACUACUGAAGAAUCAUGAUGAAGAGUCUCUGGAGUGUCUCUGCAGGCUGCUCUCCACAAUUGGCAAAGACCUUGACUUUGAGAAGGCCAAGCCUCGAAUGGAUCAGUAUUUCAACCAGAUGGACAAGAUCAUCAAAGAGAAAAAGACCUCAUCCAGAAUCCGCUUCAUGUUACAAGACGUCAUAGACCUAAGAAAGUGUAACUGGGUGCCUCGUAGAGGAGAACAGGGUCCUAAGACAAUCGAACAGAUCCACAAGGAGGCAGAGUUGGAGGAGCACAGGGAACACAUCAAAGUCCAGCAGCAGCUUCUGUCCAGGAAAGAGGGAGGCGGAGGAGGAGGCGGAGGCGGAAGGAUGGGAGGGAACAUGGGGGGCCGUGGCUCUCACACACCAGGAGGUGGCCGGCAGAGCCAGCCUCAGGAUGAGGGAUGGAACACGGUGCCCAUCUCCAAGAACAGACCCAUCGACGCCACCCGACUCAGCAAGAUCACAAAGCCUGGUUCUCUGGACUUCAACAAUCAACUGUUGGCUCCAGGGGGAAAAGGCAUGUGGGGUAGCUGGGGCAAAGGCAGCAGUGGAGGAACUGGAGCCAAACCAGCAAGCGGAGAGCCAGACCCUGGCCGGCCAGCUACUAGCACCGUCAAUCGCUUCUCAGCCCUGCAACAGUCCGGUGCCGCGGUGGCUUCAACUGACUCUGAUCGCAAAGCUCCUCAGAGGGCAAGCUCCAGCCGUGAGCGUGGUGGCGACAGAGAAAAGGGUGAUCGCUUCGAUCGCAGCGAGGGACGGGAAGGUCGUGACGGCAGGAGCACCCCAACCCAAAUCACCAAGAGAAGCUUCAGCAGAGAGUCUCAGGAGCGCGGUGGGAGGACCGGCGACCUCCGGGCCGCAACUGAGCCUGUGCGGCGUGUGGCCAGCAUGACCGACGAUAGGGACCGAGGAAGCAGGGACCGAGGAAGCAGGGACCGAGGAAGCAGGGACCGAGGCAGCAGGGACCGAGGAAGCAGGGACAGGGCUCCGAGCAAAGAUCUCCCAGUUAAGCGUGAGAGCGCUCCAACUCCCCCACCUUCUCUUCCAAAACCUGCCUUGAGUGAAGAGGAGUUGGAGAAGAAGUCGAACGCCAUCAUUGAGGAAUACCUUCACCUUAAUGACAUGAAGGAGGCGUUGCAGUGUGUGACAGAACUCAACAGUGCCUCACUGCUCUACGUGUUUGUGCGGAACGCCGUGGAGUCGACGCUUGAGCGCAGCACCAUUGCCAGAGAGCGCGCGGGCCUGUUGCUGCACCACCUUGUCAAGGCAGGGGUGUUGCCCUCGGAGCAGUACUACAAAGGGCUAGAAGAGACCCUCGAAGCUGCAGAAGACACCGCCAUAGAUAUACCUCACAUCUGGCUCUACCUGGCUGAACUCAUCACCCCAAUGCUCCAUGAGGGAGGCAUCCCUAUGGGACAGCUCUUCAGGGAGAUCUCCAAGCCUCUCGUGCCUCUGGGGCAGGCUGGCGUGCUGCUGGUACAGAUCCUCAAGUUGCUCUGCAAAGAAAUGACCCCGAAGAAGGUCGGGGCAAUGUGGACCGAGGGAGGGCUGAACUGGGCUGAUUUCUUACCCGAGGAUGAAGACGUCAACAAGUUCGUCACUGAGCAGAAAGUGGAGUUCACCACGGGAGAGGAGUUGGAGUCAAAGGAAGUUGAUGAGAAGAAGGUCCUCACUGGAGAGGAGCUCAGCAAACAGCUGGACAGACUCAUCCAGGACAAGGCCAACAACCAGCGCAUCAGAGACUGGGCUGAGGCUAACUUGGACGAGGAGCAAAGCGCUUCCAACCAAUUCCUACGAGCAUUGAUGACAUCAGUCUGUCAGUCUGCCAUCAUAUGUGACAACCCGUACAGGGUGGAUGCACAGCAGAUAAACCAGAGGGCCAGUCUGCUGCAGAGAUACCUGUCUGACGAACAGAAAGAGCUGCAGGCCCUCUACGCCCUCCAGGCUCUGAUGGUGCACAUGGAGCAGCCAGCGAACCUGCUGCGGAUGUUCUUCGACGCCUUGUACGACGAGGACGUCAUUAAAGAGGAGGCCUUCUACAAAUGGGAAACCAGCAAAGACCCCGCAGAGCAAACAGGCAAAGGUGUGGCCUUGAAGUCAGUCACCGCCUUCUUCACCUGGCUCCGCGAGGCCGAGGAGGAGUCCGACAAGGAAUAAAAGACUGAACUGAAAGCUGCCGCCCCCCCUUUUUGCAAGGUGGGGGGCUCUGCAGGCAGCUGCAGAGUCAUGGACAAUAUUGCCAGAGAGGCAGACUCAAAUCAAUCCUCAAUGAGGAUAAAAUCUUUAUUAUCUUUUCUUUUCUUUGAGGGAUGGACUCGGAAAACAAUAAUUUCUCUCUACCCUUCCUCUCUCGCUUCCUCAGUGUUUGCCCACCUGCUUGUCACAGCAAGUGUCCUCGUCAAAUAAACUUGAAAACUGAUGCAGCAGGAUUGCUUGUCAACGAGGUGUGAAGUAUCCCACGUCACUACAAAACUCUUUUUCUCACAAUAAUACAAACCAAUAGGCUGCUUUUUUAUGGUUCUAGAUAAUUCUAAUGCCUGACAUCCUAUCUGAUCUGCGAGAGUAAAGCCCGAGGGCGCGUGGUGUAGUGGGUUCCCUGAUACGUGGGUAUCGUCAUGCCAUAAUGUGUGUUCAAUCCAAACUCGGCUCUUAUGUCUUUGUCCCUUACUGGAGUGUGCAGCAUGACUGAAGUGUGUUUCUAUUAAUGAUACAGUGGACGAAACGUCGAUAGAAAAAUAUGUACAUGAACUAAUCUUAAUUUGAUGGAUGGAGUUUUUAAAGCAAAGGGUUGUCUAUUUUCCCUUCCUGUUUCCCCGUCAUGAAUUUACUGAGGGCAGAAACAUGGAGGAUUGGUGUUGACCUUUGACCUUGACUACUAAGGGGUGGUCUUAAUGCUUCCUCUAAGCCAUCCUCUCCCAUCCCCAGUAGUGAACCUCACUGACUGACUCUUCAUCUUUACCUCUUCUAUACUUAAACCUGAGCUGUCGUAGAGGACACUUAAUGACCCAAUCACCGGUAAAACUUGAAAUCUACAGAAAAUUGACUUGAUGAAAAUAUAUAUAAAAAAAAAAAAAAAAAGUUAAAAAAAACCACACAGAAAUGAUCCGAAAGCCUUUUCUACUUUAAGUGGAAACUUAUUUCAGGAGCGUUCUGUAAAUAUAUAAUGAUAAUUAAAAAAACUUUUUUUUUUUCAGUUUUAUUUUUCAGAAACGAUAAAUUGCUGAUGUAAUUGCAGUGUAUACUUUUCCAACAGAAAACAGCAGUUGUCCAGAUGCAGAGAGGUGCUUUAGAUAAUCCAUUGAUUAUUAGUUGUGGAAUUUUGUAAAUAUUUUUUUUUUGCUUUCUUUAUUUAAGAAAUUAUUGCUUCUUUUGCAUCUGAAACUGGAAAGAUGAGGUAAUGGAGCAUUGCAAAUAAAGGACUUAUUAAGUUGC